UCCGCAUGCGCGCAGUACACAAAAUGUCGGGAGGACCGGCAGAGUUAGACCUGCGGUGAGAGAGUUAUUGGAAGAAAAACCCCAACUGGAAGGAAACCACGACUGUAGACGAGGGAACAGCAACAAGUGAACCUGCCCGAGGACUGAGAGCAUCAACUGGAGAGAAACCCUUCUGACUCGGAGAUUCCAGUGAUUCAGUCAGGAGAAAGUUUGGGACCCUGCAGUAUUGUGUCCAGCUCCUCGUGCUAUAGCCAAAUUGAUUGGUGGAUUCCUGGCUACUCCAUAGGAGAGAAAAGUGAUCAUCCAGAAUCGCUCAGUUGUUCCUCUCCGCUGCCGUGCACCUUUUUCACCAUAUGUUAAUGUGAAGAGUGAACAGUAAAUGGUUAAUCUUACUGCGAUCUGGUUUGCAUUGGCUGUGGUUUAUCCGGACGUUAAAUUCGGCGUUUCGUUACACCCGAAGGAGAACGUUACAGUAAGGUUAAAAAUGACAAGGAAUUUGUCUACGGGAAUCUCAAACAGAUCACAUCAGGUUUGCUGUCUCUAUCCAGAUAUUUAAGACGAGGAGCAAGGGAUUCAUUCAACCUUCCUUCCUGCUCAGACUGUGUGGAGGGAUUCAUUUGCUCAUCUGACCGACCGGCUCACCCAUUAUUUUACACAAGAGAGAGUCCGUUCAUAUUCUCAGACUGUGGGAAGGGAUUCACUCGGUCAUCUCAACUGAAGGAACAUCAGCGGGUUCACACUGGGCAAGGCCAUUCAUCUGUUUUGUGGGUGAGAAGGGAUUCAGUCACUCUUCCCAGCUGUGGACACACCAGUGAGUUCACACUGGGCAGAGGCUGGUCAUCUGCUGAAUUUGUGGGGAAGGAUUCACUCGGUCACCUGACCUAAAGGCACACCGGCGAGUUCACACUGGAGAGAGGCCGUUCACCUGCUCAGACUGCGGGAAGGGAUUCACUUGCUCAUCCCAACUGAAGGUACACCAGCGAGUUCACACCGGGGAGCGGCCGUUCACCUGCUCAGACUGUGGAAAGGGAUUCCCUUGCUCAUCUAACCUGAAGGAGCAUCAGCGAGUUCACACUGGAGAGAGGCCGUUCACUUGCUCAGACUGCGGGAAGGGAUUCACUCGGUCAUCCACCCUAAUGGCACACCAGCGAUUUCACACCGGGGAGCGGCCAUUCACGUGCUCAGACUGUGGAAAGGGAUUCCCUUGCUCAUCUAACCUGAAGGAGCAUCAGCGAAUUCACACUGGAGAGAGGCCGUUCUCUUGCUCAGACUGUGGGAAGGCAUUCAUUUCGUCAUCUAAACUGAAGGUUCAUCAGCGAAUUCACACUGGGGAGAGGCCAUUCACCUGCUCAGACUGCGGGAAGGGAUUCACUCAGUCAUCUGACCUACUGGUACACCAGUCAGUUCACACUGGGGAGAGGCCGUUCACCUGCUCAGACUGUGGGAAGGGAUUCACUUGCUCAUCUAAACUGAAGGAACAUCAGCAAGUUCACACUGGAGAGAAGCCGUUCACCUGCUCAGACUGUGGGAAGGGAUUCACAUACUCAUCUAAACUGAAGGAACACCAGCGAGUUCACACUGGAGAGAGGCCGUUCACCUGCUCAGACUGCGGGAAGGGAUUCACUUGCUCAUCCCAACUGAAGGUACACCAGCGAGUUCACACUGGGGAGAGGCCGUUCACCUGCUCAGAGUGUGGGAAGAGAUUCACUCGGUCAUCUGAACUACUGGUACACCAGUCAGUUCACACUGGGGUCAGGCUGUUCACCUGCUCAGACUGUGGGAAGAGAUUCACUCGGUCAUCCACCCUAAUGGCACACCAGCGAUUUCACACCGGGGAGCGGCCAUUCACGUGCUCAGACUGUGGAAAGGGAUUCCCUUGCUCAUCUAACCUGAAGGAGCAUCAGUCAGUUCACACUGGAGAGAGGCCGUUCACCUGCUCAGACUGCGGGAAGGGAUUCACUCGGUCAUCCAAACUACUGGUACACCAGCGAAUUCACACUGGGGAGAAGCCGUUCAACUGUUCAGUCUGUGGGAUGAGAUUCAGUCAGUCAUCCACCCUACAGAGACAUCAGCGAGUUCACACUGGGGAGAAGUCGUUCACCUGCUCAGUCUGUGGGAGGAGAUUCACUCGGUCAUCCCACCUACUAAGUCAUCAGCGAGUUCACACGCGAGAGACUGUUCACCUGCUGUGAAUGUGGGAAAGAAUUCAUAUGGUCAUCUUGACUACAGAGACACCAGCAAGUUCACACCAGUGGUAGAGGCUGUUCACCUGCUCAGACACUGGGAGGAGUUUCUCUCAGCCUUCUCAAUCAAAUGUGCAUGAUUGAGUUCAGGCUGGGUACAGGCCGUUCACCUGCUGUGAAUGUGGGAAGGGAUUCACUCAGUAACCUAACCUUGUGACACACUACUGAGUUCACACUGGGGAGAAAGUUUCAGUAAGCUUCAUGCUGGAGAUUUGUCCAUCACCAUUGCUGAAUGCAAUUUCAAGAGUGACUAUCGGUGCUGAACUCUGCAAUUGUUGCUGCUGCUCACCACAUCCAGUUCUUCACACUGGCCACUGGGUGACUGGGAGGAGUUUCUUCUGGAUAUUCACCUUUAAUGG
This is a messenger RNA of Hypanus sabinus (Atlantic stingray), 2602 nucleotides long. Its product is annotated as zinc finger protein 16-like. The coding region runs from base 1137 to 2192 and encodes 351 amino acids. Gene Ontology annotation, biological process: central nervous system development; regulation of transcription by RNA polymerase II. Lineage: Eukaryota; Metazoa; Chordata; Chondrichthyes; Myliobatiformes; Dasyatidae. Gene Ontology annotation, cellular component: nucleus. The transcript has 5 exons. Gene Ontology annotation, molecular function: RNA polymerase II cis-regulatory region sequence-specific DNA binding; DNA-binding transcription factor activity, RNA polymerase II-specific. The record is from RefSeq and is a predicted model, not a curated record.